Messenger RNA from Rhodotorula graminis WP1, 546 nucleotides. RefSeq lists its product as uncharacterized. Gene Ontology annotation, cellular component: nucleus; cytoplasm. Bases 47 to 502 code for a protein of 151 amino acids. Gene Ontology annotation, molecular function: protein tyrosine phosphatase activity. NCBI's taxonomy places the organism in Eukaryota, Fungi, Basidiomycota, Microbotryomycetes, Sporidiobolales, Sporidiobolaceae. The transcript has 3 exons. The record is from RefSeq and is a predicted model, not a curated record.
UCGCAUCUUCACUCGCCGCUCAGCUCUCACACGACCGAGGUCAUCCAUGACAACCCCUGUCGCCUCGCCCGAAGCCCCCUGGCAUGCCGCCUUCCCUGCGCCGAGAGCGACGCUCGCCAACGGCACCCUCGCCGCCCUCUCUGUCGACGAGCUACACCAAGCGCUAACCGGGUCCGAGACGACCAAGGCCACUACCCUCGUCGUCGACGUACGCCGCACCGACUUUGAGACGGGCUUCGUUCGAGGCGCGAUAAACCUACCGGCACACUCGUUCUACCCGACCCUGCCGUCGCUUGUCCCUAUCCUGAGCCGCUACCGCACCGUCGUCUUCCAUUGUCAGUCGUCGAACGGGCGAGGGCCGCGCUGCGCAGGGUGGUACCAGGACGCGCUCGACGAGGCGGGCAUUUCUCGCGACACGAGCAAGGCGACCGUCCUCACCGGCGGCAUCAAGGCGUGGCUGGAGCGGUAUGGCGACGACGACAAGCUCACGACCAAGCUGUAGACGAGCGGCGUACACAGACCUUGACGCGCACGAGCUGUUGUUGC